Cokeromyces recurvatus is the source of this 546-nucleotide messenger RNA. RefSeq lists its product as uncharacterized. Lineage: Eukaryota; Fungi; Mucoromycota; Mucoromycetes; Mucorales; Mucoraceae. The transcript is spliced from 3 exons. The record is from RefSeq and is a predicted model, not a curated record. The coding region runs from base 237 to 470 and encodes 77 amino acids.
CUCAAUGAUGGUGUUUAUAUAAUGUACGAGUUAACAGUAGAUGGAUCAUUAAUGUGCUCUACUAUCAACAACGAUAGUAGAAAAAGAUACAAUCUAAUGGCUUUUAUUUCAUUUAUAUUUACUUCUAUUCCGAAAUAUUAAAGUGAUGCUGCAUAUCAGUAUGCUGAUUCGUAUAUACGAACGUAUAAGCAUCCUUCAAAUUUAACGCAUCUACUGCUCUUUGUAUCUCCUAAAGGAUGCUUUGUUUACUAGGUUAUUGCCUCAUCUUCAAUACUCUACUACUCACUCGCAGUGGUACUGUUUGUCUAAAACUCCUCUUUGGAAAAGAUGUUUUCUUUUACUUGGUAAUCUUGACCAGCUUCUCUUUAAGUCUACUCAAUUCUUCUUCUUUUUUAAACAAUUUGGCUAAAAGACGUUCAGAUUUGUAUUCAUUUGGUCAACUGGUCUCAUCCCACUUACUGUUUACAUAAGUACCAAUGAUUGCAAAUGCCUUAACCAAUUGACGAUCCUCUUUCCUUUACUUAACAAUUUUUUUUACAAAAAAAA